Molecule: messenger RNA, 882 nt
Organism: Hansenula anomala
Lineage: Eukaryota; Fungi; Ascomycota; Saccharomycetes; Phaffomycetales; Wickerhamomycetaceae
Product: aldo/keto reductase
Exons: 1
Coding region: 1-882 (293 amino acids)
Molecular function (GO): oxidoreductase activity
Source: RefSeq, a predicted model, not a curated record
AUGUCUAGUUCAAUUCAAAAAGAUUCAUUAUACACUUUAAACAAUGGUGAAAAGAUUCCAGUAUCAGGUUUUGGUUUAUAUCAAACACCACCAGGCCAAGCAACUGAUAUUACUUACCAAGCUUUGAAAGUUGGUUAUAGACAUAUUGACUCUGCUCAAGGCUAUAACAAUGAAGAAGAAGGUGCUAAGGGGAUUGCUCAAUUCUUGAAAGAGAAUCCAAGUGUCAAAAGAUCAGAUGUCUUCUUUACAACAAAGAUUAAAAAUGGAUUCCAUGGUUAUGAAGAAAGUACUAGAGUUAUUCAAGAAUCCUUGAAGAAAGUCUCUCCAUAUAUUGAUUAUAUCGAUUUGUUUUUAAUCCAUUCUCCAAUGUCUGAUAAAGAGAAAAGAUUAGGAACUUGGAAAGCUUUACAAGAAGCAAUUGAUUCUGGGAAGGUUAAGUCAAUUGGAGUUUCAAACUAUGGUACACCUCAUUUAGAUGAAUUAUAUGCUUGGGAAGGUUUGAAAUACAAGCCUGUUGUUAAUCAAUUGGAAUUACAUCCUUGGUUACCAAGAAAGGACUUACAAGAAUAUGGUAAGAAGUAUGAUUAUUAUCUAGAAGCUUACUCACCAUUAACUCAAGCUAAAAAAUUGGAUGACCCUGAGUUGGUUUCAAUUGCAAAGAAGUAUGGUUUUACUCCUGCUCAAAUCUUGUUAAGAUGGUCUUAUGACCAAGGUUUCAUUCCAUUAGCUAAAACUGUCAAUGUUGAUAGAAUCGUGGAAAACUUCACAGUUUUAGAUAAAGUUCCAAAAUUAGAUGAUGAAGAUUAUAAACUAUUGGAUAAACCUAAUAGUUACGAAGUUUUAACUUGGGAUCCAACUAAGUAUGUCGAUGAAAAGAAGUGA